Molecule: messenger RNA, 1521 nt
Organism: Clonostachys rhizophaga
Lineage: Eukaryota; Fungi; Ascomycota; Sordariomycetes; Hypocreales; Bionectriaceae
Source: the annotation of a GenBank genome assembly
AUGGCGAUCCUGACAUUUGGAAACCUCUGCGUUCUUCCGCUGGCCUAUCUCUUAUGGAGUAUUGCUUAUCAGGUUGUUUACUACAAGUUUUUCCACCCUCUUUCCGCCUUCCCAGGAUCGUUCUGGGGCAGCGUGACAAGACUUUGGAUUGCAUGGCAUAACAUCAAGCAGGACGAGUGCGAGGUCUUCGAUCGACUACAUAAAAAACACGGUCCUGUAAUUCGUGUAACCCCUACGAUGCUCCUAAUCAACGACUCGACCAAGCUUCCGACCAUUUAUGCCCGCCAUGCAAACAAGUCGAAGCACUACAUUAUAGGCAGCUUUGGGGAAGAUGAAUCUGUAUUGAAUAUGCAGGAUGCAAGCGUCCACGCCAGGUUCCGCAAGAUUAUCGCGGCUCCUUAUAGCUUCAGCAACGUUAGGAAGAUGGAGCCCUUGAUUGACGAGCAGGUCCAGCGCUGGAUCGCGAAACUGGAGGAGAAAUUCGCCGGAACCCAGGAGAAGUUCGAUUUCGCUCCGUGGGCUGUGUAUAUGGCCUACGACGUCAUCUCCUCGGUCGGAUUCGGCGCUCCAGUGGGCUUCAUCGAGCAAGGCGACGAUAUCGAAGGCCUAAUCAGAGCGUUCCACGAUGGGAUGGUGGUUUUUGGCCUCAUGGCGCGCCUUCACCCGCUUGUGAAUUGGGUGAAGAGCACGUUCUUGGGCAAGUACAUGGUCGCGACCCCGGAACAGAAUUCUGGGAUCGGGACAAUGAUGAGGUUCCGAGAUCGCCUUAUUGAACAAAGGUUGAAAGAUCUCGAAUCAGGGGCCUAUGAUGGCAGAGCGGACCUUUUGCAAACGUUUAUUGACGCUCGGGAUGAGGAGGGCAAGCCGCUCGAUCUCAACUACAUCAAGGCCGAGAUCCUGCUUGUCCUUCUUGCCGGUUCGGAUACUACAGGGACAUCUUUCCAAGCCCUAAUGCUCCAUUUGUUCUCUAACCCAGAAGUGUACGAGAAGUUGAUGGCAGAGAUCGACGCAGCCACUCGAAAUAACAAGCUGUCCUUCACCCCCCAAUAUGACGAGGUCGUCGCAAGUUGCCCGUACUACAUGGCCUGCAUAAAAGAAAGCCUACGCCUAAACCCCCCCGCCGUCACUAUUAUUCCCCGCACGGUCCCGAAAGGUGGCAUGGAACUCUUCGGACGCUUUGUCCCCGAGGGGAUGGAGAUCGCAGGUAGCGCGUGGCUAAUGAACCGUGACGCCAACCUUUACGGCCCCGACGCCGAUGUGUUCAGACCCGAGCGCUGGUUGGAUGCGGAGCAAGCUAGGGAGUACCAGAAGUACAGCUUGACUUUUGGAUACGGGCAGAGGGUGUGCCUUGGCAAGGACAUUGCCAUGAUGGAGCUGUACAAGGCGCCUCUACAGUUCCUACGAACUUUCCAGCCCGAGAUUGUGAACAAAGAGCAGCCUGCGCGGUAUGUUGUUCCGGGUGGCAUUGCAUUCUUUAAAGACAUGUGGAUGGCAAUACGGAAACGUCCUCAAGCUGUCUAG